Messenger RNA from Penicillium cosmopolitanum, 231 nucleotides. RefSeq lists its product as uncharacterized. The record is from RefSeq and is a predicted model, not a curated record. NCBI's taxonomy places the organism in Eukaryota, Fungi, Ascomycota, Eurotiomycetes, Eurotiales, Aspergillaceae. The transcript has a single exon. Bases 1 to 231 code for a protein of 76 amino acids.
AUGCUGACAGGCACGGGACUUCUGGGCCAUAAAUCCCCGCCAAACGCCACGGAAGGCAAGCACAUUUGGACGGCACGAGUUGUUGUCGCACGGACAACCAAGCUCAUCGAAUGGGGUGGCGAGAUCUCGCAGGGCUCGUGGGAGGGAAGGGAGAUUGAACUUCGGACUGUGAGCAGCAAGCCCAGACGGGCCGCGCAUACACUGCUUGCUUAUUGCGAUGUUCGCUCCUAA